UCAGGGAUGGCAGCAGAUGAAGCGAGGGCUCUCUGGCCACGGAGCCGCCUGGGCCUUUGGGCUGCGGGGCCCUCGGGAGUCCCUUAGGGGUCUGUGUCCUUCCUUCCCAGCCUGGCCUUCCCGGUCUUCCUGCCGGGCAGAACGGGGCUGGACUCGAUGGCCUCCGGGACCCUUUCCGGCGGCGAAGGGAAAGGAGACGGAGGCGGGCCAAGGACUACAUCUCCCAGCGGGGCUUGGCUGGCGUCACGUGGGAACAACGCGCCAGAGGCGUGUCGCGUGUCAGGACUCGGGGCGGGGAAAGGCUGGAUUGAAUGAAGCCCUCGCCUUCGCCUUCGCCUUCUCCGGGAGGAGCGGGUCCGGGAUGGAGCCCCAGGAGGCGGGCAGCGUCUCGUCGGGACGGGCGCCUGACACGCGUCAGGUGGAGGUACCAAGAAGGAUAUCUCGGAUGGUUGUUGGACCAGAGGAGGUGACAUUUGAAGAUGUGGCUGUCAAUUUCUCUACUGAGGAGUGGACUACCUUGCAAGGCUGGCAGAAGGAGCUACACAAGGAAGUGAUGCUGGAAAACUACACUUUGCUUCUCUCAGUGGGAUGUUCUGUCCCCUCAGUGGAGUUUUCCUCCUUAAUUUCUCAACUGGAAGGAGCCACAGAGGACCAGAAACUAGGCUGGGCUGAUAGAGAAAACCAAUGUAGAGGAGGUAGACCCUCUUUUCCAGACGAUCUGGAAGGACCAUGGGACUUGGAGGGCAUGAAUCACAAAGAGGACCGGUGCCUGACUCCAACUAAUGACGGGGAUGGUGAGCAUCAGAGCAGCUUUCACCUGUGCGCCCUCAUGAAACUGGUCAAGGAAAUUCCCGAAUUUCUCUAUGGGCACGGAAAAGCCCCCCAAGACCCCAUUGUUGUUUCCGAUGAUGAUGGCAGUGAAUCUGAGGCGCAUGGCGAUGUGAAAGCCAGAGAGCGAAAGGAGCGCUUCUAUCACCUGGGCCUACAGGGCAAUAUGGCUGACAUUCUCCAGGGCCCACUCAGCCCUCCAUAUUCACUUGCCAGCAGCACAGAGGAGGAAUGGAUAGAGUCUCAGAUUCAGGAAGUGGCAACAAACACAGAUCUUGCUGGAGAAGGGAACCCGGCCCAUCAUUUGCUGAAGUGUGAAACGGAAGCCCCCCUCAACCUGCCAUGUCAGUUUGGGGUACAGAAUGGGAGCCCCCAAUCAGAGAUGAAGGCGGAGGCUUGCACAGAGAGCACAGCAGACACGCUCCUCAGAGGACUCCCUGUUCAUGAGGAGGAUGGAGAACAGGAGGACAGGGCAGGAGGCCAUGAUUCUCUGGAGAAUGGUGCAAGCAGAGACACAGAGCCAAGCAGAACAGAAGCUGGAGUUGGAGAAGAGCAUCCACCGAAAGAACCCAUUGCAGAUCCUGGCCAUCAGCUGUUACCCAGUUUGCAGAAGAAAGCUGAGUUGGACUGCCCUUCCCUGCUCACCCCUUUCAGCAGUGUUAUUGGGUCUGGCAAUUCUUCCUCGAAAGACUUGAAGGGACCUGAGACAAUGAAUAUGAGACCUGAUAAGGAAGAUGCUUCUGAACAGGUGUCUUUGAACAUGGCACCAGAGAUGAAAGCUGAGGAGAAGCCCCUCCAUGGUCUCCUGAAGUGCCUGAAGGAACUCAUUGUCCACCAGCCCCAACAACCACCCCGUAAACCUCCUCUUGGUGGCUGUCAAGAAACCCUUGGACACAGAAGAAGGGAUGUGGGGAGUGGUGGAUCGCCACCCAUCCAAGUUAAAACUGAAGCAAUGGAAGAGGGGCCACUUGCCCAUAGUCCACGGAGGAAAGGAGCUGGUCCUCCUCUUACUCCAAGAGGCAAUCUUUUCCAGACAGAAGGAAGCGGGAGAAUAAAUGCACCACAAGUGAAGGGUGACUUCCCCCUUGCAAGAGUAAAAGUCAAGCGGGAAAAGAACAGUCCCCCACUUCAAUCCAGUAACUCUGCCAACAUCUCUGGACCCACUGGCCAAGAGAGGAGAGCUGAGGAGACCAGUGCCUUGGGCAUGAAAGUUAAACUGGAGGCUGGAGAUGAGGGAGAGGACAUCCCCUUUUCAGCCCUGAAAGGACCCCCAGAAGAGGAGGAAGAGGAAGAGCAAUAUCUCCAGCCCUGCUUGUUGAAUAGUGGCUCCUCUCACAGUGGUGCAGAGCCCAGGAUGGAUCUGGGCAUCUGGGCCCCGUAUCCAGAGGAGUGGAGUCCAGCCACUAGCCCUCUCCAUGGCCUCUUGAAGUGCCUGAAAGAAAUCCCCGUCCCUGGGCCACCCUCUUCUAAACUGUUCCCGGGAAAAAGAGCGACACCAGCAUCCGAAGGAAGAGGAGGAGAAGAAGAAGGAGGGAAAGAGAGAAGGAAAGGGGGAAGAAAAGGAAGGCUCGACCUGCGCAGUGAAUGGGCGACACCAGAGAAGAUAACCCAUUGCCCCACAUCACCUGUGGUAACAGGCUGUGGACUUGGCAAUCCCUUGCAAGGCCUGGAGCAAUGUCUGAAGGAGGUCCCUCCAAAUGCGUCCCCGAGCCAACCGUCUUCGCCGGGCAUCAGUUCCUCCAUCGGCAGUUCCCCGGACAGACUCCCAAGAUGGAUGGCAGAGAGGGGGAAAUGGACAAGGAAGGAAGAUGGGCUUGGCCAAAACAGUGGCUCACUGCAAGGGCUGGAGAGGUGCUUGAAGGAGCCCCCCUUGAGGUCACAUAGCCAGUCCUCUUCCCCAGCCGUCAGCUCCUUCAGUAGCUCCUCAGAUGGGCUCCACCGAUGGACGCCAGAGGCAGGGAGGUGGUCCAGGAAGGAGGAAGGAAUUAGCUGCAACAGCACACCUUUGCAAGGCUUGGAGCAUUGUUUGAAAGACCUGCCUCAGACGAUGACAGCCACCCAGCCCUCUUCGCCAGCGGUCAGUUCCUGCUUCAGCAGUUCCCUGGAUGGACACAGAUGGACGCCAGAGCAAGUGAGGUGGACCAGGAAGGAGGAAGGUCUUAGCCAUAACAGCACUCCCUUACAGGGCCUGGAGAACUUCCUGGAGGAGCUUCCGGGGACUACAAAUAACCAGAUCUUCUUGCCAGCCGUCAGCUCCACUGUUGCCAGCUCUUCCGACAGAUAUCACAAGCCAGAAGGUGGGGAAUGGUCAGCAAAGGAGGGAGGUCCAAGACCCUCUGGGAUCCCACCUCUUCAAGGCCUGGAGAACUGCCUGAAAGAGAUUCCUAUAAAUCGAAAUCCAACUCGAAAUUCAGUUGUUGCAGCACACAACGUAUGUGUCCAGAAGCUGAAGGGAACAGAAAUGACAUCCCAGAAGCCAUGGAAAAGAGGUGGUGGUGCUUCCAGCAACCUCCCGCUGUGUCCCACAAGCUGCAUCUCUGACUCUGUUGACCAGGAAGCCAAUGCAGAAAGCUCUCCCCUCCACAGACUGAUGAAUUGCCUGAAAGAGAUCCCUAUCCAAAGGCCGAGUUACCUCAAUACACCGAACGUUUUUGCUUUUACUUCCAACUGGAGUGAAAUUGACAAGGUCCAGCAGAGCCUCCGGACCAGGACCUGGUCGGACCAUGGCCAAGAGACAUACCAAGGAACUGGGGCGGACGAAGUUGUUAGACAAAAGGAGAUGGAGUCCCGGAGGAUGGAGAGGAGUCCACCGAUAGUCCUUUCUUCUGAGGAUGAGAGGCUGGAGGAAAGGAGGCUCCCUGCCCCACGGCUGCCCUCGGCUUCCCCACUCUAUGGCCAGGAGAGUUGCUUGAAGGGCCUUGCUGUGAGCCAAAUGCUCAGCUCCCACGUUCCUCCUGCCAGACCUGUUGACACUUGGCAGCAUGGAGUGUACAGGGGACCCGAGGCAGGGAAUGCUGGAUUAUGUCCUCCAGCUCUAGGAGGAAACAACAGUGAUCCAGAGCACUGCCCAAGAAAUACAUCAACACCAGCAACUAGUACUUGGAAUUGUUCCACCACACCAACCCAGGACUCCUUUGGAGAAAUUGAGGCGGUGUGCAGCAACCUGGGAGUACAGCAUCCCCCUGCUGAAGCAGAAAAGAAAGGGGCAGCGACUUCAACAAGAGGGUCUUCAAAGCCACUUUCUAGCAGUGCAACUCCGGACAACUCAAAGCAAGGGGAAUGGGACAUACAGACCAACACAGACUCAAGAGAAAAAGAGGCAGCAACUGAGGGCAGCCCCCUCCAGGGCCUGAUCCAGUGCCUCAAGGAGAUCACCACAAGAGGCCCCAGCCCUGGCUUCUCCAAUUGCUCCCUGGCCAGAAAUGCACAAGGAGAGUCAGGGCAUGAACAGGUUGAGGAGGAAGAAGAGGAAGAGGAGUCCAAUCUCAGGACGGCAUCCAAGGAAGGUCUCAGGCGGGUUGUGAAGGAAAAGCCCCCAAACAGAGCUAUUGCCGACCCCUUACUCCUGAGCAGCUCACAAAGGGAGCCUUCAAAAAGGAUGCCAUCCCCUGAGGUUGGCAACAGUUGUGGAGGUGCCACCCCCAUAAGUCCUCCCGCCUGUGGCUUGGGGAGCUGCUCCAAAGGGAAUGAACAUCUAUGUGCGAUGAGUCGGAGUUUGCUCGCAUUUAAGCCUUGCGUGCCAAAGUGGAGCCAUUCUAACUCACCUGCGAGCGGAGAGAAAAGAGCGCUUGUGACAGCGAGGGACGAUGACAGCCCGGCUUUAGUUGCGAUAUCCUGCAGUUUUGAAUCCCGAGGUGAAGCUGAGUCAGGAAACCCUUCGAAGAAAAGGUGCCCUAGUCUUGACCCAUCUUCACCCCUCUGUAGCUGGGAAAAUGGGAAACCUCCGGCAGGCAAAGAGGAGAUUGGUGACCUUGGAGCUGUCUUGUCCAAGAAGCUUGACCGCUUGUCUGCGGACAUGAGCUCCAUCUGCAGGGACGUUUCCCAGCUGCAAAAUCACAUGGACAGGCUUGAACAGGACUCUCGGGGCUGGGUUCUGGAGCUGGCCGCUCUCCGGAUGGAAAAUAGGAGCCUCUGCGAAUAUGUCCGGCGGAUGGAAGGCCGUUGCCGCACUCUCGAGAACCGUUCCCGCCGCAAUAACCUCCGCAUCCUUGGGUUGCUGGAGGGAGUCGAAGGCAACGAUGCCGUCUCCUUCUUGCAGCGGACUCUUCCUGCUAUCCUGGGGUUCCCCCCAGAGGGCCUGCCCUUAGAGAUCGAAAGCGCCCGGCGGGUUCCCGGGGGUGCAUCCUGGGACCCCAGCGGAAGGCCCCGCCCGCUGGUCUUUCAUUUGCUGCGCUUUGCUGACAAGACUGCCAUUUUGCAGGCAGCCCGCGCACGACCCCUCAGCUACGCCAGUGUACAGGUCACCAUCUUGCCAGACUUCUGUUCCUCACUUUCUCAGCGCAGGAGGGUCCCGUUUGGAACAUUUCGGAGGACCAGAUGGGUAACAGACCUCUGCUUUGGCCCCAAACAUCCCUCUUGUUGUUAUCCUUGGACCCGCCAUGUAAUGCGACAACCAACACUUGGCAACUCAGGUCCCCUUGCAGGCGAGAGGGAAGGGAGGGUUUCUAAAGGACCGGGGACAGGAAACUGGGAUACAGAUCCAUUGGCAGGACCAGAGUGCCUUGGGGGGUGCCAUUCUGCAAGCACCUGUGAACCACAUAACCCAUGAUGCUGUGCUGUAGGAAAGCCCAGAAGGGGGAUCAAACCAGCUUGCUUCUUGCAGUUGCAUCCAAUUUGACUGAGUGUCCUGGGAAAUUCAGUGUGUUCAGUAUAGCCAAGCCUUUCCCAAUCUGGUAUCUCAUCCCGUUCCCAUUGUCCUCAGCCAGCAAACCCAGUAAAAAUCUGGUGGCUGCACUCCAUCUAUGGGAGGUGAAACUUCUUCCCCCUGAAGUGGUUUUGUGGGGAGCAACACAAAACCUUAUUUUGGGUGUUGGGUGUCUACAGAAGAAGGCAUGGGAUUAGCCGUGGCUAUGUUUUCCAAGAUGUUUUGUUUUUUAUAUUUUUAAUGUAUUGCUUCUUAAGAUAUUUUAUAUUGGUAUUUUGUUUCUAUGUCUUGCUGUUAAUGUACUCAAUGCCUUUGUGGGGAGAAUAGGCUAUAAAAC
This is a messenger RNA of Sceloporus undulatus (fence lizard), 6029 nucleotides long. RefSeq lists its product as uncharacterized. The transcript has 28 exons. Bases 17 to 5596 code for a protein of 1859 amino acids. Gene Ontology annotation, biological process: regulation of DNA-templated transcription. NCBI's taxonomy places the organism in Eukaryota, Metazoa, Chordata, Lepidosauria, Squamata, Phrynosomatidae. The record is from RefSeq and is a predicted model, not a curated record.